AUGGCCGAGUUGGAAAAUAAUGGCACCGAAAAGGAGCUCGAAGCCCCGCCGCCCCCGACGCUAUCCGGCCCGAUAGUGGGCAUCAUCUACCCACCGCCGGAGGUGCGAAAUAUCGUCGACAAGACGGCCAGUUUCGUGGCGCGCAACGGGCCUGAGUUUGAGAGUCGCAUCCGGCAGAACGAGUUGGGCAAUCCAAAGUUUAACUUCCUCAGUCCGGGCGAUCCGUACCAUGCGUACUAUCAGUUUAAGGUGCAGGAGAUACGCGAGGGUCGCGCCGAUCCGGCAUCGUCGGGCGGCCCGGGAGGGCUCGGGUUGCAGAAACUGCAAGUGUCCAGUGCGACACAGCAGAAGCAACAGGAGCUGCUGAAGGCCGUCACCGAGCAACAGUUUGUGCCGAAGGAUCCGCCGCCGGAAUACGAGUUCAUCGCCGAUCCGCCGUCGAUUUCGGCCCUCGAUCUCGAUAUCGUGAAGCUCACGGCACAGUUCGUCGCCCGUAAUGGGCGCCUGUUCCUGACCAAUCUGAUGAACCGCGAGCAGCGCAAUUGUCAGUUUGAUUUUCUUCGACCGCAGCACUCACUGUUCCAGUACUUCACGAAGCUGCUGGAGCAGUACACGAAGAUUUUGGUUCCGCCGAAAGAUCUCAUGAACAAGCUUAAGGUCGAGAGUGUGCCCGGCCGCAGCAGCAUGAACGUGGUGCUGGAGCAGGUCAAGUAUCGGGCCAACUGGAUGAAGCACCAGGAGAUGCAGAGCCGGCGGGAGGAGGAAAAGGUGGAACGCGAACGGAUUGCGUACGCGCAGAUCGACUGGCAUGACUUUGUGGUGGUCGAGGUGGUCGACUACCAACCGUACGAGUCGGGUAACUUUCCGCCACCGACCACACCGGACGAAGUGGGCGCCCGGGUCCUGAUGGAAGAGCGGUUGAACGAGGAAGAUCACGAUAUCGAGAUGCAGAUCGAGUCCGACAAUGAUGACAGUGACGACGACCACCGUCAGCACGGUGUGGAAGGUAAUGGAACCGUGAAGCUGUCGCAGAUGGAGAAUUUGGUCGGCAAGGCGCAGCAGAAGGACAACACACAGGUGCAGGACAUGGAUGAGUCGUCCACCUCGGGCGACGAAGCCGAGAGCGAUCGGCAAAAGUCGGUGCCGGCUCCGAUAGCACCACCGACGCACGACAAGGUCAUCGUGAAGAAGUACGAUCCGAAGCAGUCGCAAAAGGUGGCAAAACCGGUGGCCGCAGCUUCCGACGAUUAUCUCAUUUCGCCCAUUACGGGCGAAAAAAUUCCGGCCGCAAAGGUGGCCGAACAUAUGCGCAUCGGUCUGCUGGAUCCCCGCUGGGUGGAGCAGCGUGAUAAGCACAUCGAAAAGGUGGCCCAGGAGAACGUUUACGCGCCGGGAGCGGCCAUCGAGGCGAGCUUGAAACAGUUGGCCGAGCGGCGUACCGAUAUUUUCGGUGUUGGCGACGAGGAAGCGGCCAUCGGUAAGAAGCUGGGCGAGGAGGAACCACGGAAGGAUGAUCGCGUGACCUGGGACGGGCAUACGUCGUCGGUGGAAGCAGCUACGCGGGCGGCCCGCGCCAAUAUUACGCUCGAGGCACAGAUCCACCAGAUCCACAAGGUGAAGGGACUGAUUCCGGACGAGGAGAAGGAAAAGAUUGGACCGAAACCGAUCCCGGGCUCGAUGGCCACGCAACAGAAAGGACCCUCUCAGCAUCAGCACCACCAACAGCAACAGCAGCAACAACAGCAUCAGCAUCAUCAACAGCACCAACAUCAGCAGCACCAACACCAUCACCAUCAACAGGUUUCACAGCAAUCGCAGCCUUCUGCGAUGGCUCCCCAACAGGCGCAGCUUGCCCAGAUGCAGCACGCACAGAAAGCAAUGCAACAGCACCCAGUACCGCCACCCGUACCUCCGAUGAUGAUGAUGGCCAUGGGGCCUCCUCCGUUCGGUGUUGGCUCCUACGUUCCUCCGAUGGCACCGCACGGCGCACCGCAGAUGCAAGCGGGCGGACAGCCUCCGGUGCCGAUCAUGUCCGAUGCACAGCACCAACACCAGCAGCAGCAGCAGCAACAGCACGAGCUACUCGAUGAGCCGCCGAACAAAAAGUCCCGCACCGAGGACAACCUGAUCGAGGAGAGUGUUUUCCUGCAGCGCCACGCAGCCAUCGGACCCAUCACUGUGCUGGUGCAGUGUCCCAACAUGACGGAAAAGAACGAUUGGAAGCUGAGCGGCCAGACGCUGUCGCUGGUCGUCAACCUAACCGACACGGUCAGCUCCGUGAAGGCGAAGGUACAAACGGAAACGGCAAUGCCACCGGCGAAGCAGAAGAUUUUCUACGACGGUAUGUUCUUCAAGGACAACAACACGAUCGCGUACUACAACCUAGUAAACGGUGUAACGGUGGCACUGCAGCUGAAGGAGCGUGGUGGUCGCAAGAAGUAAAUCUCUGGCACGCCCAAUGAAGGUUGGCCAAAGCAUUUACACAGCGAGGUGGUCAAUUUAAUCGAAAACAACUAAAGGAAUGAUCAGAAUCCGAACUCAUCCGCAACGGGAUUAACGUAAAA
Molecule: messenger RNA, 2564 nt
Organism: Anopheles cruzii
Lineage: Eukaryota; Metazoa; Arthropoda; Insecta; Diptera; Culicidae
Gene: Sf3a1
Product: splicing factor 3A subunit 1
Exons: 3
Coding region: 1-2442 (813 amino acids)
Biological process (GO): mRNA cis splicing, via spliceosome; regulation of alternative mRNA splicing, via spliceosome
Cellular component (GO): U2 snRNP; U2-type prespliceosome; catalytic step 2 spliceosome
Molecular function (GO): RNA binding; protein binding
Source: RefSeq, a predicted model, not a curated record